This is a messenger RNA of Micromonas pusilla CCMP1545, 2307 nucleotides long. RefSeq lists its product as uncharacterized. Lineage: Eukaryota; Viridiplantae; Chlorophyta; Mamiellophyceae; Mamiellales; Mamiellaceae. The record is from RefSeq and is a predicted model, not a curated record. Bases 1 to 2307 code for a protein of 768 amino acids. Gene Ontology annotation, molecular function: GTPase activator activity. The transcript has a single exon.
AUGUCCUCCGCCGCGGAUAGGCUCAACGCGAAGCACGAGAAGGCCCUGCGGGAGCUCCUCAAGCUGCCCGGGAACAAGCGAUGCGUGACGUGCGUCGGCCCGGGGUCUCUCGCGCCGCAGUACGCGUGCGUCACCUUCGGCACGUUCCUGUGCACGACGUGCUCGGGCGUCCACAGGGAGUUUCAGUUCCGCGUGAAGUCGAUCAGCGGGUCGUACUUCACCGCGGACGAGGUCGCGAUGCUGUCUCGGUGCGGAAACGAUUACGCGCGGGCGAGGUACCUCGCGGGGUGGACCGGGACGGACAUGGAGCGCCGGUUUCCGAUCGUCAUGAACACGAAGAUGCGGCAGCUGAAGGAUUUCGUUCGCGCGGCGUUUCACGAGAAGAAGUUCGAGAACGAAGGCGCCGCGCCGCCGCCGCAGUCGCAGUCGCAGUCGCAGUCGCAGUCGCAGUCGCAGCCGCCGCAUCAGAUGCAGUUCUCCGCGCCCGCGCCCGCGGCGCCGGCGGCGGUGAACGACGACCCGUUCGGUCUGGGCGGUUUGAUGGGGUCGCCCGCGCCCGCGCCCGCUGCGGCGGCGCCGGUGGAUUUGGCCGCCGCGUUGGCCGCGCCGAACCCGCCGCCGCCGCAGCAGCAGCAGGGGUACCAGCAGCAGCAGUACCAAUCGCAGCCGCAGCAAGGGUACCAGCAGCAACCGCAGUACCAGCAACAACCGCAGCAAGCUUACCAGCAGCAACUGCAGCAAGCGUACCAGCAGCAACCGCAGUACCAACAACAGCAACAGUAUCAACAGCCGCCGCAACAGCAACAGUGGGGCGUCGCGCAGCCGACUCCCGCGCCGGCGGCGGCGCCGGCGCCAGCGCCCUCGCAGGUGCCCGCGCCCGCGCCCGCGCCCGCCCCGCCCUCGUCGCCGCCGUCGUGGGCCGCGUUCGGCGUCGCCGCAGCGAAGUUCAAGGCGGCGGCUCAAAACGUCGCUCCCGCGCCCGCGCCCGCGCCCGCGGCCGCGGCGGACCAGGGGAUGGGCGGAUGGGACGCGUUCGGGACGGGAUCGGCCGCGCCGCCCGUGCCUGAGGCGUCGAACGAUCCGUUCGGCGACCCGCCCGCGUCCGCAGCGCCGGUGCCCGCGCUGGUCGCGGACGCGAACGAUCCGUUCGGCGCUCCCGCGCCCGCGGCCGCGGCGCCCGCGGCCGCGAACGACCCGUUCGGCGCGCCCGCGCCCGCGCCCGCGCCCGCCGCGCCCGAACCUCCUCCCGCGGUGCCGGAAAAGCCGAAACCGCGCGUCAUGAAGAUGAUCACCGACGACUUCUUCUCCGCGCCCGCGGGGAUGCCCCAGGGCGGAGGCGGCGGGUUCGGAGGCGGCGCGAUGCCGGGUAUGGGCCACCCGCAGAUGGGCGGGAUGAUGCCGCAGGGAGGGAUGAUGCCGCAGCAGCAGCAGCAUAUGGGCGGUGGGAUGAUGCCGCAGCAGCAGAUGGGCGGCGGCAUGAUGCCUAACCAAGGGGGAUACGGCGGGAUGCCGCAACAACAGCACGCGAUGCCGCAACAGCAAGGGUACGGAGGAAUGCCGCCGCAGCAGCAGCACGGCGCGUACGGAGGAAUGCCACCGCAGCAAGGGAUGAUGGGCGGCGGCAUGGGUCAGAUGGGUCAGAUGGGCGGUGGCAUGGGUCAGAUGGGUCAGAUGGGCGGAGGCAUGGGUCAGAUGGGUCAGAUGGGCGGCGGCAUGGGUCAGAUGGGCGGCGGCAUGGGUCAGAUGGGCGGCGGCAUGGGUCAGAUGGGCGGCGGCAUGGGUCAGAUGGGUCAGAUGGGCGGGAUGCCCCUCGCGGACCCGUUCGGCGCGUCGUCCUCCGCCGCGCCCGCGGUAGACGCCGGACCGGACCCGUUCGCGGAGCUCGGCGGCGCGAUCGGCGUGAAAGCGCCGCCGCCGAAACCCGCGCCCGCGCCGACGCCGUCGCCGCCGUCGCAAAACGGAUUCCCGCCGCGUGGAGGGAUGAUGACCGGCGCCGCGCAAGGAGGCAUGCAAGGAGGGAUGGGAGGCGGUGGAAUGAUGCAAGGAGGGAUGAUGCACGGUCAGAUGGGCGGCGGAAUGCCUCAGCAACAGCAGAUGGGAGGCAUGGGAGGCAUGGGUCAGAUGGGCGGCAUGGGUCAGAUGGGCGGCGUGGGUCAGAUGGGCGGCGGCGUGGGCCAGAUGGGAGGCAUGCCGCCGCCGCAACCGCAGUACGGGGGGAUGCCACCGCAGCAGCAGCAGCCGUCGCAGAUGGGCGGCGGCGGCGGCGGCGGGGGUUACGACCCGUCCAAUCCGUUCUCGGGAAUGUAG